Molecule: messenger RNA, 4495 nt
Organism: Paramuricea clavata
Lineage: Eukaryota; Metazoa; Cnidaria; Anthozoa; Malacalcyonacea; Plexauridae
Source: the annotation of a GenBank genome assembly
GCAAAACCGUUGCUUUGUUGCGUUUUGUCACUCGGAGGCCAGCGAAAUAACCUCUUCCUUAUUAUAAGGGCAAAUUAAUUAAUUAAAUUCGCCCCAUGACCUUUCGCUAUUGACAAAUCCAACAUGGCCGAUUUAUAAGGGCCCAGGUUCGUGAUUGCGUGACAUGAAAUGAUGAAAAGAUAACCCCGAAAUACGAACCACCGCCUUUUCUGUCAAUCAUUAAAAUCGCGCCAAACAUGAUUAGAUUGCGCAAAAUGAUUAGAUUUGCCGCCACAGUUUAAUUUUGGCGGGUUGAUCGUUGAUUGGCUGAGCGCCUCACGUGUUCACCGCAUGAGAUGCAGCGCGGUUACCAAGUCGCGGCCAUCUUGAAAGUUCUAAACUGCAAACAAGAAGAGUAAAAAAUUUUGAAAGUAAUCCAUCGAAUUUUAAAGCCAUCUUUUAGUUUUGGGCGCUCUUUUACAAAAUGAGUGGUGGUACACCCUAUAUAGGAAGUACCAUUAGUCUUGUUUCGAAAGCAGAGAUAAGAUACGAAGGGAUUUUGUGGUCUAUAGACACGAAAGAUUCAACGGUGACGCUUGCCAAUGGUGAGUGUUUUUAUUGAGUUUUAUCGCUUUUUGUAGCCUGUUAAUGUUAACCAACUUAAUAAAUAAGACCUCUUAUGAUAUUUAUUUAUAUUUUUUGUAGUACGUUCAUACGGCACGGAGGAUAGAGCGGCUGAGAAGCAAGUAGGACCCCGAAGCGAAGUUUAUGAAUACAUAGUUUUCCGAGGCAGCGAUAUUAAAGAUUUACAUGUGUCUAAAGCACCUAAACCGAUAAAUACCGUCAAUCAAGAUCCGUCAAUUCUUCAGGUUUGUUAUAUUUUUGAAAUGAGCUGCAGGAACGUUUUAAAUACAGUCAAUGAAAUGAAUGUUUAAAAUGACGUUGAUUGCAUAUUAAUUCUGUACAAAAUUAUGCAGGGUUCUUUAAUAGUUUCCAUGCAAACAAUAUGCCAGACUUGUGCCAAGAUAAUUGCAUAUUUAUAAAUGAUAAUAUCUACAGGUUGAUUGCAUGUUACGUCACUGCAGCCAUGUUGGGGGAAUAUCAAAAGGGCCCUGUUCUAUUGUUUUAUAUAAAUACCCAAGAGAUUGGUUACAAUCUACUCAUUAUUACAGAUUGGUUACAAUCUACUCAUUAUUAGUACACCGUAAUGUAAAUGUCUUAUAAGUGCUAACUAGAAUAUGUCAAUUUUACCCAGUAUUUUUUACAACGGUCAGAUACAGUACCACAAAUAUUGUCAAAUCUGAUGACAGUCUGAUAUUUUGUAAUGUGAAAAUCCAGUCUGGAAAGUUUAAUUUUUGCAUACCGGACAACGAUUCAUGCACGUGUAACUGUACGCCAAUUUUGGAAAUAUAAAUGCACAAAAGUUCCAAAUACGCCUUUUUAGAACAAACCUAUUUGGUCCAUAUUUGUGGAACUUGAACAAUUACUAGUCUAUGUAAACAAAUGUACGCCAUUAUGUAUUCCAAAGUUUGUGUUUGAACACCGGACAAGUCCGGCGUACACACAUUACAUUCCAAUCUGGGUGAAAAUACUAAAAAAAUGGCUGCUGUCAAUGUGCAAAUCAUUGAUUCAUGUUCCGAUUGUUAUCAUUUUAGCAAGGUGCGGUAGGGUCAAGCUUCUCUCACUUUCCAAACACAACACCUUAUGCACCUGGGUAUGGUAACUUUGCUCACCCGUAUGGAUAUGGAAGUCAACCUGCAACAUACUCUCCCGUUCCUCAACCUGGCAUCAAUCCAGGCCGUGCAGGGUCACCAAUGGGCGUACCACUUAUCCAAAGCCGUACGCCAAGCCCUCCUGUGAAUGUUGCCCCAAUUGGUUCAGUGUCUCAAACUAAAACUCUUGAGUCUGAAACGCAAACACCUCAGCCACCAAGUCAAAAAUCAACCCAAACAGGAAAACCUAGAAGAAGAUCCGGAUCCCGGAGGAACUCGAUGGAAACCAACCAGAAUGGACCCAGUAAGCCAACUGAUAGAAAGGAAGAAAAUGAAGAGGCUCCAAGAAAUCAGAAACCACAUGAAAAUAAGACAAGAGGUGAGUUUAUUACUCUGGCCUCGUUAACAAAUGCAAGUGCAAAAAGAGAAGAUUGAUAACAUUUCUAUGAGGUAUUUACAUUUAAAACAAAAUAUAGAAAUACAUCUCAAUGUAUUUGUAUUGACCAGGUAUUUUGUACUGACCAGGUUGAGUUUGUUUUGCAAUUUUCUAGGUCCCCAACAACAGCCUGGAAGUACAAAAAAAGGGAAGCCAAUUAAAUUUAAUGGCGAAUUUGACUUUGAGAGCUCCAAUGCAAGAUUUGACAAAGACAAGAUUGAAUCAGAACUAAAGUCUGAAAUAGAGAAAAUGAAAAUCUCUGCCCAAGAUGAAGAGGUAGGUCUCCUAUGUGGAAACAUAAUAUUUUAGAUGAACCGAUGAUCGUCAAAACAUUGCUGAGCUGAUUAGCGGCAAUUUUUUAACAGCUUCUUUCACUGUCUGUCGACAGUCCCUGUCUCGUCCUUGUUUAUCAUGGUUUCUGUUCAUUCGAAACUAGCAAGUUGAGUUGAGUAAAAACACUAAUCGUGAGGAAAACCAAUCAUCAGGUUUAUCGAUUCAUCGGCCGAUGGUGGGAAGCUAUCAUCUCUAUUUAAGAUCAAUAAAUACUGUUUGCAAUGUUCAGCUUUCUUGAUCGUCCGCCAUCUUGGAAGUUUUUGCAAGAUAUCGAUAAUGUAAGAUAAUGUUUAGACACUGAACAUUCAGUCUCUUGAAUAAUAAGUAUCAGAAAUCAGCUUUUUUAUAUUGGCUGUUAACAAUCCUAAGUUGUUUUGCAAAUUCCCUUAAGAAUUUUGAUGAAAAUUGGAAGAAAUACUUCUCAUUUAUUUUUGUUUUGCAUCUAGGUAAUAGUUGAAAAUGAGGUUGAAGUUGAGAGUCCAGUGAAUGAUGGUGUUUAUUAUGACAAAGAAAAAUCAUUCUUUGAUUUUAUUUCAAGUGAUCCAUUGCCAUCAGAGCAAGGAAGAAGGUAAGCCAUUGGAUGUAGAAAGUGAUUGUGCAAAAGUACAUGUAUUGUGCAUUUAAUUUAACCAUUCAUUCACAAGACUCUCCCCUUGAUGAGUAAAUCAUCUAGGGUUAAACAUAGUAAAAUAACAAAGUAAUGCAGUGAUUAACCAAUUGUGCAACAAUCAGAAAUUACCAAUUAUCAUGCCACAACAUGCCAGUACUGAUGCCGAUAAUGAUGUCAUAAUAUCAGUCGACCAAGUAAAAGUAUCAUUCAUGUCGAGUUUUUUAAUUUAACAACGAUUUCCAAUGUAACGUGUUACUGCAGCCAUAGAUUGUUAAAAUCGUUAAUGAAUGGCACACUUCACACAUUCAUUUCACGCUUCACGCAACAUGUAUGGUGCAAUGCAUAUUAUUUUUAAAUUGUGUAUUUUCUCAACAAUCUGUUUUAUAAAAUUGGAUAAUUCUACUGAUUCUUAUUGUCUAAAAAUGAUAAAGUACCAUAUGAGAUAUUGUGUAAAUAGUACAUGUGAUAUCGCAAGAAUGGAAUAUAAAUUAUAUUUUAAUAUGCUCUACACUUUUAAUUUUACUCUGUUCAGGUCUGGUUCAUGGCAAGAAGAGCGCAAACUAAAUGUGGAAACAUUUGGUGUAAGUGGUUCAUACACUCGUGGUUAUGGGCGUGGUCGAGGGUGGAGAGGUAGGGGCCGGGGUAGAGGCCGCGGGAGAGGAAGAGGUGGUUACCGUGGCAACAAUUAUCGUGAUGGUGGUAACCGUGAUGGUGGUAACCGUGAUGAUGGUGAUCGUAACCAACAAAACAGAACAAACAACCGUGGAGGACGUGGUGGUUACCGUGGUUAUAGAGGUAACCGUGGCACGUGGAGAAAUAAUAAUCAGAAUAAGUCACCGGUAAGUUCUUUAAUAUUUUUGUAAAAAUACUAAAACAAUAACAAUUAUUCGCUUCAGGGCUCAGGCUCGGUGAUUAUCGGGGAAUAUUCACCUCAACUUCAUCUCUGUGAAUAUUCCCCGAUAAUCACCUCACCUUCGGUUAAUAAUUGUUAAACAUUUUGAAUAUAUUUUCAUUUCAGAAUGGGGAGAGAAUAAAGACUGAACCAACUUCGUGAAUUGUUAAUAAUAUGGUGCAAUAAUGAUAUCAGGUUUGGCGGUGAUCUCUUGGCUUGCCUGCUGCAAUUAUUUGAUGUGCUUAUGAAUGUUGACGAGAAAAAUGUUGGAGAUAUUGGAACUGCUUGUUGUGUGUAAGCCAAGCGAUCAAAUAUUUUAUUUGUUGUUAAAAAGAUUAUUAAUAUGUAAAUAGUGUAUGAAAUGUUUAUGAGUUGAAAGGACUAUAUAAUAUGUAGUGUGUUGAUGCGACAUUGUAUCAUGCAAUAAUAGUCAGACAUUGAAUUUCCUAAUUUCUAACUCUCAGUUCUUCUGUAAUACAAUUUUUGAUUUGAAAUCUUGAGAGUUCUAUGUAAAUAAAAGUUGUUUUCCACAA